GAGUUUUUGCCACAGACUUGAUUAAAUCUUUUAUAAAUGUAAAGUAUACAAAUCUAAAUAAAUAUAUCUAACUUAUCAAAAAAUACUUAGGUACUUAUGACUUUCUAAAUCAUUUCCGUUUUAUACCGAAAAACCGCAAGAAUAGGAUUAGGCCGAAUAGCGUGUUUACAAACUCUUUUCCUGUUUAAAAAAUCACAGCAUAAACAAAACAUGGCUAGCAAAACGUCAACGUCAAACUCGGGCGCUCGGCCGCUGGCGGCGGUCACGGAAACUUUGUUUUGAAUUAAAAUGUUCAAAUUACCGUUAAGAAAAUUGUAUUUUCUAGUGAAGCUAUGUUUUCUAUUCAUGGUAGUUUUAGUUACUUUGAGUUUAUUCGAAUACUGGCGCGGAGGAAGACGCGCUACGCGAGCCGUUAUACUGGACCCGGACGAUGAUCUCUUCGAGAGGCAGAUUCUUGAGGAUGAGGCUCGGAUAAUCCCUGGUUUGGGCGAAGGUGGCAGGCCUGCAUACCUCACCGGCGAAGACAAGCGUUUAGGAGAAGAAGCGGAGAAGAAAUACGCCGUUAACACCUAUUUGAGCGAUCGCAUUGCGUACAACAGGACUUUAAAAGAUUUCCGUAAUCCAGCGUGUGAGCGCGUUACGUACGACGCGGAGCUGCCUUCCACUUCCGUCAUCAUCAUCUUCCACAACGAGCCAUAUUCUGUUGUCAUCAGAACGAUAUGGAGUGUCCUAAAUACAGCGAGGAGGGACCAGCCGUGGCACCGGCGAGCCAACUACCUCGAGCGAGGCACCGGGCGGGUCAUGAAACUCGGUUACCCAGGUCAACCCGAAGACUCCGAGCACGUGUACCUAAAAGAAAUCAUCUUAGUCGACGACAACUCCACCCUCCCCGAGCUGCGCGGGAAGCUGGCGCGCUACAUCAGAACCAGGCUACCCCUCGACAUGGUGCGCGUGCUGCGGCUGCCUGACAGGAUAGGCCUGACGCGCGCCCGCCUGGCCGGCGCCCGCUACGCGAGCGGCGACGUGCUCAUCUUCCUCGACGCCCACUGCGAGGGCGUCACCGACUGGAUGCGGCCCAUGCUGCAGCGCAUCAAGGACGCGCCGACGGCCGUCGUCAUGCCCAUUAUAGACGUGGUCGAACACAAGGACUUCCUCUAUAGCGUGCAGGAUCCCGCCGUGUUCCAGGUUGGCGGCUUCACGUUCGUGGGGCACUUCACCUGGAUCGACGUGCCGGAGCGGGAGAAGAAACGUCGAGGCUCCGACAUCGCCCCUACCUGGUCCCCAACUAUGGCGGGCGGUCUGUUCGCGAUCCGCCGGGAAUACUACUGGGAGCUGGGAGCGUAUGAUGAGCAGAUGGCCGGCUGGGGCGGAGAGAACCUGGAGAUGAGCUUCCGCAUCUGGCAGUGCGGCGGCACCUUAGAAACGAUCCCUUGCUCCCGUGUGGGACACGUGUUUCGCGCGUUCCACCCGUACGGUCUCCCGGCCAACAGCGACACGCACGGAAUCAACACGGCGCGUAUGGCGGAAGUGUGGAUGGACGAAUACGCAGAGCUGUUCUACCUGCACCGGCCCGAUCUGCGCAAAAAUCCAAAAAUCGGCGACGUAACACAUCGCAAGAUCCUUCGUGAGAAACUCCACUGCAAAAGCUUCCAGUGGUUCCUGGACAACGUGUACCAGGAGAAGUACGUGCCCGUGCGGGACUCGCAGGCGUUCGGCAGAGUUUCGAACGUCGCAACCAACCUUUGCCUCGACACGAUGCAGCGCGAGGGAGAGGCGACGCCGCUCGGUUUCUAUCCUUGUCACGCACAGCUGACUGACACGCAGUUCCUGUCUCUGUCAAUCGCAGGGCAGUUGAGAGACGAAGAGAGAUGCGCUGAAAUACAGUUUGUGAGUUUCAGGAAGAGGUUCCUGCACAUGAUCAAGGCGCUGUUCGCGGGCGCGCACCUGUCGGACGAGGACGAGAGCGCGGCGCGGGUGGUCGUCAUGGUGGCCUGCCGGGACAGAUUUGCUGCCAAAAUGCAAUGGCGGCACAUCGCCGCGACGGGGCAGCUGCAGCACGCGGACUCGGGGCUGUGCGUGGACGCGCGCGGCGCCCGCGCCGGCGACGACGCGCGCGCGCGCCCGUGCGCGCCCGACGACCUGCCCUCGCAGCGGUGGACGUUCGAUUACGACGGAGAGAAUUCACAUCCCGGAGUGCUCCCUGCAGAGUUAGAGAAGCGACUUAGCAAAAUAAAGGGACAGCGCCGCAAGUCGCGCUCGCUGCUGUCCGUGUCCGCGGAGGGGGGCGGGGCCGGGGUCGGGGGCGGGGACGCUGACGAGGGGAGGGGCGGGGCGAGGGAGGGGGCGCGGGCCCGCGCGCCGCGCGCCAAGCGCCGCCGCCGCACAAAGAAGAAGCAGAAGCGCAUCCACAAGAACAAAUUCAUCGUGACGGUGGAGCGAACACUGCAAAACAACAGCGUGGAACAUCUGGAGAUGGACAUACACUGCAAGCAUCGGAGAUUGUACCCUAACAACAGCUUCGUCAGGGACUUGGUCUCCAUCCUCAAUGACAAGGAUAUACGGGUGAUCAACAACGGGCGCGUGUUCGAAAAGAACAAGGUCACUGACCUCAAGGACCUGCGGAACCAGGAACGUGUCCACACCACACCGGAGCCUGACGACGGGUCGCCGGAAGCUACCAUAGUGGGUAUCAUACCUGAUUCACUCCAUCAUCUUAAGGUGACGAACAAUAGUCACAAGAACAAGGUCACUGACCUCAAGGACCUGCGGAACCAGGAACGUGUCCACACCACACCGGAGCCUGACGACGGGUCGCCGGAAGCUACCAUAGUGGGUAUCAUACCUGAUUCACUCCAUCAUCUUAAGGUGACGAACAAUAGUCACAAGAACAAGGUCACUGACCUCAAGGACCUGCGGAACCAGGAACGUGUCCACACCACACCGGAGCCUGACGACGGGUCGCCGGAAGCUACCAUAGUGGGUAUCAUACCUGAUUCACUCCAUCAUCUUAAGGUGACGAACAAUAGUCACAAGAACAAGGUCACUGACCUCAAGGACCUGCGGAACCAGGAACGUGUCCACACCACACCGGAGCCUGACGACGGGUCGCCGGAAGCUACCAUAGUGGGUAUCAUACCUGAUUCACUCCAUCAUCUUAAGGUGACGAACAAUAGUCACAAGAACAAGGUCACUGACCUCAAGGACCUGCGGAACCAGGAACGUGUCCACACCACACCGGAGCCUGACGACGGGUCGCCGGAAGCCACCAUAUCCAUAGUGCGUGUAUUAUACCUGAGGGCCUAGCCUGAAUGACAAAUCGUUGAUAAAAAACGCCAAUCUAAACAUAAAUAAUGCUUUUUUUUAAUACCACGAGGGUGGCAAACAAACAUACGGCUCGCCUGAUGUUAAGCAGUCACCGUAGCCUAUGGGCGCCUGCAACGCAUGGAAAUAGUCAUGACUUUUUGUAGAUAUUCCGAUGUUUUUUUUCUUUUCCUUUGUCAUUAUCGAUGUACGAUUGUCAUUUUGGCUAGGCCUCCUGACCUUUCAACGGACGGGAGUAUAGGCCCUCUUGGGCACUCCAGUUUCCUGAUGAUGAAAAACCGUGGUUAGAAACUCACGCUCCGGAUGGAAAGUCGCACGUUCUUACCGUUAUGCUACUCGUACUAAAGCUCUCUGGACUGGAAAUAAACAUUGAAGUGGAUAAGUACCAGCAGUAGUAAACAUAAAUGGCUGUAGUCUUCUGUGCGGUGGAGGUACUUGCCCAGUUGGGCGCUCCAGAUUUCACUAUG
This is a messenger RNA of Cydia pomonella (codling moth), 3788 nucleotides long. RefSeq names its product polypeptide N-acetylgalactosaminyltransferase 1-like. Gene Ontology annotation, cellular component: Golgi apparatus. The transcript has 18 exons. The coding region runs from base 289 to 3303 and encodes 1004 amino acids. The record is from RefSeq and is a predicted model, not a curated record. NCBI's taxonomy places the organism in Eukaryota, Metazoa, Arthropoda, Insecta, Lepidoptera, Tortricidae.